This is a messenger RNA of Cornus florida, 525 nucleotides long. RefSeq names its product late embryogenesis abundant protein At1g64065-like. The record is from RefSeq and is a predicted model, not a curated record. The transcript is spliced from 2 exons. Lineage: Eukaryota; Viridiplantae; Streptophyta; Magnoliopsida; Cornales; Cornaceae. The coding region runs from base 1 to 525 and encodes 174 amino acids.
AUGGCAGAGAAGGAGCAACAACCAGGGUAUAACUCGGCAGCACCAUAUAAUUAUGGCCGAGCAGACGAAGAGGCACAAACUAAAGAACUUAAACGCCAGAAACGCAAGAAACUUAUUCUAUAUAUUGCUGCGUUCGCUGUAUUCCAAACCAUUGUUAUAGUGAUCUUUUCACUCACUGUCAUGAAGGUCAAAACUCCCAAGUUCCGCGUUCGUACUGCCUCAUUUGAGACAUUUAGUGUCACAGCAUCAUCAUUUGACAUGAGAAUGAAUGCUCGACUUGGUGUCAAGAACACCAAUUUCGGUCCCUACAAAUUCGACGAUAGUACCAUCACCUUUUACUACAGGGCCAGUUCAGAAUUAGGAAGUGAUUUCAAUUCUGGGAUUUUGCCACUUAGCAGCACAUCAAGAUUGACCGGAAAGGUGGAGCUAAUGCUGGUGAUGAAGAAGAAGAAAGCUACCAAUAUGAAUUGCACCAUGGAAGUGAAUAUCGCAACCCAGCAGCUCCAGAAUCUGAAAUGCAAAUGA